Molecule: messenger RNA, 3884 nt
Organism: Durusdinium trenchii
Lineage: Eukaryota; Dinophyceae; Suessiales; Symbiodiniaceae
Source: the annotation of a GenBank genome assembly
GUUUUUUAGUCCAAUUCUCGCUUCAUCUUUCUCGCCGCAGCUGUAUCCAGACUCAGUUUUGGGAAGUGCUGAUUAGGCACUCCACGCUUCUAUACUUCCCUCUGGGAAACGCAAGGCAAUGCCGACUUAUCCAAUUGAUGGAGGUGCAGAAAUUGCAGUGAAUCCAAGUGGAGGCUUUGGAAAAGCGCCGCUGAGUCUCAACUUCCAAUGCCGACACGUUCGGAGAAUGCUUUCAAUCAACAGCGGCGGCUUUGCAGGGCGUUUGCACUGGGCCGUGUUGAAUGCGGAUGGUGCUUGGCAAGCGCCUGCUGUGCAACCAGAUGGCUCUCAGGACUGCGAUGGAACCGCCUCAAGUGCCCAUUUGAACGGCGAUGGCAAUGUCACAAUGACCUUCCGGAGCGGCCAGGUGCCUGAGAAGAUCACCUUUGUGCUGGUCAUUGAGGUGGGUGGCCAGACACACUGGCUGAAAGGCCCCGGUGGUGAAAACUUUGUGGUUGACGUGGCUGCCUUGGCGGCUGAAGUGGGCGGUGGCGGUCUUGGAGGUGAAGCAAGGGUUGCACCUCGCGAGCCCACGUGGCCGGAGCUUGAGAAAGCGAAAGCAGCAGUUGCCUCAGCUGCUAAGUCUGACACCUCCGCACCUGUGGUUCGUCGCAGGCGAGCAAAGGCACCUGCGAUGGUCAACAGUAGUGACCUCUUUGUCAAGGCUGGUGAGAUGCAGGUCGAGCAGGGCCUCGGCUCCAUCAAAUGGACAGCAACGGUUGGAGCAGAUGAGGUCAACGUCUUCCUUGAGGCCUUGCUGGAGCUCUCAGAGGAUGCAGAGGUCUCGUUGCAUUGGGGCGCCGCGCCGAGUGCCGGCAGCGAGUGGCAACCCAUCGAUACGCUGCCUUCAAACUGCAAAGCCUUCGAUGAUGUGGCCGCCCGUGUAGUGGUGCCUGGACAGGCACGCCUUGUGCUGUCCUUCAAGCGUGCCCAAGCACCAAAGGCACCACGAUGGCUCUCGUUCGUGUUGUAUAUCAAGUUCGGCUCCGGGGAGCUGUGGCUGAAGCGCGACGGCGGUGACAACUUCUGGGUGCCAGUUUUGGCUACAGGCGAGGAAGUGCCACAGACUGCAACAUCCGAGCAGAGCCUGUCACAGAGGUUUUGUCAGGCUGAAACCCGCUACCAGCAUUUCACGCAAUUCCAGCGCCUUUGUGCCUGCAGCGAUGUUUUGGCGGCAGAGGUGGACUUUGAGGCAGCUGCAUGGAUUGCUACAGUCCUAUGCUUGGCUGAUGCUAAAGCUCUGGAGUGGUAUCGAAAGUCGGGAUAUCAGCCCAAGGACAUGGCGCAUGCGCAGGAGCGCAUUGGUGGUGUCAUGAGUGCAGCUGUGUCCAAUGCUCAGGAUCCACGCAUCAGGACUUUGUUAAGACUUGCGGUCAAAGCAGUACCUCGAGGCAGCUCUGGUGGAGGAGACGCUAUUCGACAUGGUAUCUUGAACAUCAUGCGAACCCAUGGCAUCAAAGAGGGUCACCGUCCAGGCAUUGAAUGCAAAUUUAUCGAGCAGUGGCAUCAAAAGCUGCACACAAAUAGUGCUCCCGAUGACAUUGCGAUUUGUGAAGGCUAUUUGGCAUAUUUAUCCUCCGGUAACGUCGACGAGAUGUACCGCGUGAUGUGGGAAUGUGGCAAGCUCACGCGGGAAGAUUUGGGGAAAAUGUGUCAGAUGGGCUUCAAGGAUCAUACGAAGAGUGGCGGCCGCGGGCUGAACUUCACCCCUGUACAUUUGCCCCACAUGUACAACGAUGUCAAGAGCUUUUUAGGAUUGCUGAAACAUGUUCACGGCGGAAGCGACCUUUUCUCCUUGUGUGAAGCUUGCAAAGGCCAGUAUCCAGAUCACGAAUCCGAAUGCUUGGCCUUUGAUAUCUUCCACAGCCGUGAUGACCCUUUCAGCAUGGGGAAGAUCUUAGAUUUGAGGAGGCGCUUGGAGCCUUUGUGUUGGAAACGUGAUAUUCUCAUGUUGGACGUGGCAAUGGAAGAGCAGCUUCGGAGCUUGGCAGAGCGCAGCAACGUUGCCGAGAUUCCACGUGAUGGCCUGCUGACUUUCAUCUUCCAAAUUCUGGAGGAUUUGAUGAUGUCGCGACAUGACCCCUCUCUCCAGCAGGGCUAUGCUCUCCUGCAGAAGCUCAUGCAGCAAAGCAACAAAUGGACACCUGAGUGGUGCAAGAUGCUCCAUGCAGCCUUCGAUCGUAUAGCUCUCACGUGCACAGCAACAGCUGAUGUCAUUUCCACAGCGUUGCAAAACUGCGCGGAUGAGUUGCUGGAGGCUGGCUCAAAGCCUGGCGCUGUUUUUUGCCCAGACAGCAAGCAUUUGGGCACCUUCGGAGAGGAGAAGGCACGCUGCUUGACAGAGCGGGUGUUGGCGCAGACUCUGAAGGUCUUCAUGCCACAAGUGCGUAGGUGGUCGGGGCUUGGUCCCUGGGAGGUGGUCGCUGCCGGCGGUCUGGGCGGCGCUGUUGGCAUCCUGCAGAGCUGCCAUGAAUUGCCCACCGAGGCGCCCAGUGAGGCACAGCUGCUCGUGCUUGAGACCAUGACCGGCUGGGAGGACAUCCCGGCCAACAUCAACGCAAUUCUGCUGCCCGCAGGUCAAGCAGUUGACACCCUGUCCCAUGUGGCAAUUCGGGCCCGAAACCAGGAGGUUCUCCUGGCAAGUUGCGAUGAAGAGCAACAACUCCAAGAGCUGCGCAAGCUUCAGGGACAAAACCUUCGGCUGCAGGUCUCUGCCACUGGCGAAGUGACAUGGACGGCUACGAGCGAGAAGUCUAAGCUGAAGGAUAGCAGCGCGGCAGCCUUUCUCGCAGAAACCAUGCAGCCUCCGCCGCCGCCGCCAAGUGCUGUUUUGAAGGCCAGCGACUUCACCAAGAACCCGAAGUCCAUCGGAGGGAAAAGCCUACACCUUGCAGAGUUGAUGGCUGACGGCACGUACCGCGUCCCUACGAGUGCAACUAUUCCUUAUGGAAUCUUUGAGCAGGCUCUCAAGGACAAGGCCAACGAGGGCUUAGAGGAAGAGCUCCAGGAAGUUCUGGCUGAAGGGGACAUGGCAGAAGCACGGAAGUUCUUGGAGGAAGAAUUAGCAGUGCCAAGCUCUGUCCGCCCGGCGCUGGACGCCGCGCUUGGGGAAGCAUCCAAAGCGUUAGAUGCUGGCGACUGGCAACGGGCACUGAAGCGGGUUUGGGCGUCAAAGUGGACAGAUCGAGCCGUGGCCAGCAGAGAGCAGAUGAAAGUUCCGGACAAGGCUUUGUAUUUGGCUGUGCUCGUCCAGCCGGUGGUCCACGCUCGGUAUGCCUUUGUCAUCCACACCCGGUCACCUUUGCCGGGUGCCUCUCCGAGCUCUGCUCUGGUCGAGCUCUGUGUAGGGCUGGGCGAGUCGCUUGUGUCAAACGCACCUGGUCGUGCUCUUUCAGCAAGCGUGGAAGGUCAGGCAAUCAAUGUCCAUGUGUACCCCUCCAAGCCUGAGGGUGUCUUUGUGCCGCCAGGUGGCACAGCCAUUUUCCGUUCUGACUCCAACGGCGAGGACCUUGAAGGUUUUGCCGGCGCUGGGCUCUACGACUCUGUCACGGUGAAGGAUUGUGAGCAUCGUUCUGUGGACUAUGCAGAGGAGCCGCUCUUCUUUGACGAGCAAUUUCGAUCGCAGCUCUUACUACAGCUCUUUCAGAUUGGAAGGCAAAUUGAGAAGAACUUUGGAGGGCAGGCGCAGGACAUUGAAGGUGCCGUGGCUGAGGAUGGGACGAUCGUUAUCACUCAGUCUCGGCCGCAGGUCUAAUAUUUUAACUCGGCAUUAGGCCCAUCGACAAAUACAGAUCAAAUCGAUAUGAACCACAUCAUCUAGAUAUUCCAUGAAGGUCAUUCCCAAC